Molecule: messenger RNA, 1377 nt
Organism: Rhizoctonia solani
Lineage: Eukaryota; Fungi; Basidiomycota; Agaricomycetes; Cantharellales; Ceratobasidiaceae
Product: Zinc finger, C3HC4 type (RING finger) protein
Exons: 9
Coding region: 1-1377 (458 amino acids)
Biological process (GO): mitotic cell cycle checkpoint signaling; protein ubiquitination; ubiquitin-dependent protein catabolic process
Cellular component (GO): nucleus
Molecular function (GO): ubiquitin-protein transferase activity
Source: RefSeq, a predicted model, not a curated record
AUGGCAGAUGAGAAUACGACCGGAGAUCUGGCUCCUUCCAAGCGUCCCAGAGAUGUUUCUCCAGAAGAGGAAGAUCACGAAGGGCGAGUAGUCGGAGAGGAGUCCCAAAUAUCAACAUUUUCUAUUGAUGAUGAGAUAUCCUGCGGAAUUUGCUUGGGUGUGCUAGAGUCUCCGUACACGGUCAUCCCUUGCCUGCAUACCUUCGAUAAAGACUGCCUCCUUGGAUGGAACGACACAUGCCCCCUGUGCAAAACAAGGGCCACCUCAGGACGGCAUUCAUUUCAACUCCAAGCAAUCGUAAACCACUACGAAUCCAAACGGCCUCCUCAUAAACGUGCACGGGCAGACGAGGCUGCGGGCGCUGAACAAAUAGGUGUAGAUAAAGCAGAAAUUUACCCCUUUGGAGUGGCGCCCCCGGUGGCUGGGAAUCAGCAGCCUGAUCAUAACGGAGAAGAUGAGGACAAUUUCGAUGAUUUUAUUGAAGAUGACGAGGACGAAGGCAUGGAAGACGAAGACUUGUUCGAUAUUUUAGUAGGAGGGCGUAUUGUGUUUCCUUGUGCGGCAUGCAGACCAGGGCACCACUCUGGAUAUACUUGCCCGGUACCAAUACCGGAGCCUACUGAUCCUGUAAAAGACUCUGAGGCUCAAGAAUACCUGAAUGGUCGACGCCCUAUUGCUGAGCCUCGACGAGGAGACAAAAGGGUCCCUUUCGAUGAAGCCCUACACAACCUUCCUGAGACGGAACACCUCUUCACCGAUGAACUCAAAGCAGAGAUCAAUCGCGCUUGUGAACAGCAUGUUUCGAUAUGUAAAGGAUGUGGAAAUGCCACUUGCGAGGCAUUCGACCAAAUAGGAUGUCCAUGGAGGAUCGCGAAUCGCUUCCUCACCCCCUUCAAUGAAACAGGAAACGAUUUUAACCCCGAAUUAUUGUGGAGCCAAGUAUCUCGCACACAUGCGCACUUUUUCAGGAACCAAACCGAGCGCCAGCGUUUCUUGGAUCGACUAGCUGCCAAUAAUAUUACCCCCGCCAGUGCAACCCAAGAGCUUCUCCGAGAGGCCGGGCAUGACGAAGGUGAUUACUUCUGUACUAAUUGCAUAUCAGCCACCCUGGUAAACGGGUUCGUGGCGAAUUGGGAGCGGAAAAAAGAGAACGGAGAGGUCCCACCUCCAGCUCAAGCACCCAACCCACCCGUUUGUUGGUACGGGAGGGAGUGCCGCACACAGAGUCAUAAUGCGGGACAUGCUGCCCGUUUCAAUCAUGACUGUGACCCAAGGCCUCAAGGACAGGACCAACCAGCUCCCCAGGCGCCAGUUCCUAUACCAGCUCUGGCACCUGAUCAGGCACCUGGUGCGGCCCAGCCAGCUGCUCUGCCCUGA